Messenger RNA from Porites lobata, 4623 nucleotides. The record is from the annotation of a GenBank genome assembly. NCBI's taxonomy places the organism in Eukaryota, Metazoa, Cnidaria, Anthozoa, Scleractinia, Poritidae.
GUCCUAAAUGGCGGUUACGACCCUGAGAGUUUGGACAAUGUGGCUCAUGUGAAAUCCGACACGAAGAGGCACAAAACUGACAGAUUUAACGGUAACACGGAAAGCAACAAGGAAGUACGUAUAUCAUUCCAAUUUAUGUCUUCUUGUUAUAAGAAUAUCAUUGAACCAUUUUCAGUUAUAUAAUUGUGUAUCAUGAAAAAUGUCCAUUGGUCAAUUAAAACAGGGAAGGAAAGACUAAAAUUCAGAAUUGUUGACUCGCCUUUCGAUACUAAAUGCUAUCCUUCACUUACUAAUAAGGUCUAUCCGUAAUCUUCAAGAAUCUUUAUAGAAGCUAUUCUCACUGCAUGUAUAACUUGCCCAUAACGCGGGAAAUAUAAAACUACUCGAAUUCUCUCAUGUCAGCCGAGCCUGCGCGCUAGUGGCAUGAUACAUCCCGGCCCCCGUUGAGAAUUGUACGGUUUUACCCUUCCUUGGCCAAUUCAACGGGGUUCAAAGGAAGUGACUUAGAAGUUUUGCCCCUCCUACCUCCCCUGGUGGCGUUUUACGUCGAACACUUUAAAAAAUCGGAAUGCCUAUUGUCCUGUCAGUCGCGGUUUCCUCCCAUAACUCAUUUCCCCGUGAUAGGGGUACAGAUUACGUCAUUGUGUCAAUCAAGCUAUGCCAAGAUGUUGAAAAUGAUGAGUACAUUAUUCUCUGUAACUUUGGUGGGCAUAUUACACGCAGUUUUGGAGUUAUAGAGGUGAGCCUCUGGCACCCUUCCCCUCCCCCUCCCCCUCCCCGGUCCCAGGAAGCCAAAAAAAAAAAAUAAAGAAAAAAAACAGCCCCGUCUGGUUGUAUGACAACAAAGUUGGAAGAAAUAGUUGCCUUCCUUUCCUCUCUCUCCUUGGCACAGGAAACCCACUCUCCUCUUCAGGGAAAAAGGAAAUGGUCCUCUAACACCCGAUCACGAAACGGCGAACACCAUGUCGAGGGUGUGGAAAGAGAAGAGCACAAAGAUCAUCAUCCGAAAAAGUCUCAAAAAUGUGACUUCAGCCAGGUUUGAUGUUUUGUCCAUUAAUAUUGUUACUGCACUUUUUCUCCUUACAAAGUGAUUCUUUCAGUAAUUUCUAUUGGGCGCUGAAAACUCAUUUCAAGUGAGAUGACCACCAUUUGCAUGGUAAACCGAAGGCUAGAGAAAUGGUGGGGGGUGAGUUGGGGUAGUUAUUGGUUACUCUUCUCAAAGGUUUGGUGUUGGUCUUCAAUUGGCAUGGGGUGCAAGGGCGGAUCCAGAUAUUUCAGAGAGGGGAGGGGCACUUGACAGCUUAAGAUAAUACAAGUUUCACAGAGAAAAGGGGUAGCCGCGGUCCCCUCGGCCGACCCCUAAAUCCUUCCCUGGGACGUAACUUUAGUGGCGAGAGUUUGGGGAGGGGUAAUUAAUUCAAGUUUCUGAAACUUCGACUGGAACUAGGUAAAGCCACAAGAAACUCGCUGUAACUCGUAACUUGUACCUUGGAAUGGGCAUAAGUAAGUAUCUAUAAUUAAUUAAACAAUUAACUAUUCCAAUCUCACAGCAAAACAUGGACAUUUUUUCUACCUAAAUACUGGUUAUUGCUCGCUUUAUACUCUUUUUAAACAGGAAAUUCGCGCACAAUUUGCGCUUCCUGAGAGGUCAUGGCAGUUUGAUUCUCACACUCAAAACAGUGAAUACCAACACAAGACCCCGGACCAAAGAGAGCAUGCACAAAGGAAAGAACACUUGAUAAAGCAAGAAAAGAUGGACCAAUUUGAGUACACUUCAGAGGGGGUAUAUGUUCACCUGUACUUGCAAUAUCCUCACAGUUUCGUUUUUGUGUUAAGAUGAAGGAGAUUUCUGAUUAGGAAGUUCUUUGCUUGGGAUAGCUCAGCCUCUCUAUAACCAAGUAAGCUAGUAAUAACCAAAGGGUACCGAGUGCGGGCGACAACGAUCGAAGAUCAAAACGCUUUUGCUCCAUCGCUGUGCUUUGCCUACGUUUCACGUGAGAGAUAGUCAAAACACUCGUGUACAGAUUACGAGUGAUCUUAGAAAGUCCAAACGCGCGUGUGAUAAAAUUGCGCUCUGUGCAUUCCAUUCAUUGUUAGUGGAAGUCCAAACGAAUGCUGGCUAUAUACAUGCGGUGCAUGCGUAAUAGCAACCUUGAGAUUAGGAUUGUGGGCUCCUCUUGUCGCCCGCAAUAAAGUUUACCCCGAUACUAAAGUGUUACUUUAUCUAUAAAUCUGUAAAAAUUGGUAACAAAUCCGCUUGACUUGGACUCAUUCCUCGGGUAAAUCGAUAAAUUAAACAGAACGUAACUAAAUAAAAAUGAAAAUAUAAUUAUCUGAACAGCAUUGCUUAUAGACUGUUCACAAUCCCUUGUUUUUCCGUAAGAUCCUCGAGAUCGGCCGAUUUGCGUUACCGGCGACCAUCUUGGAUGAGUGUCAGAUCUUUUCAGGGGGUGGGGGACGGGUUCCCUCUACCCACCGCUAUAAAUCCCGACGCCUGCCCCCUCGGUACAUAAGAAACCAAGAUGGCCGCAAAAUAUAGGGGACUGUGAACAUUACAUUACAUUGCCUCUUAGUGACUCGGUGACUAAUUAUUAUUUCUCAAAUACCCAGAAAGGGUGGCGUUGUUGACAUAAUGUGGGUCAGUUUGGCCUGAGACUGCCAGGGUUAUAUCGAAUUUCCUAUGGAGCUGUUUUGGGGAUAGUGUGGCUUUAUUCACCGGCUAUUUAAAAUUUGCGCGGGAGAGAGGAUCAAAAUUUGUCCCGCAAACAAUCCCACAGUUCAAUUCGAUACGACAUGGACCGAAAUUGCUUGUCACUAGCUGGUCGAAAUUUGAUUCAUAAAUAUUCGCAAUUAAAAGACAGAUGUUUGCUAUUAUACAAUGACUGUCCUACUUUGCGUUUUCCCUGUACAGACUCAGAAAUAUGCGAAAGUCAGCCUGCAAGAGCGGCUGACUCAGGUAUCUUCAAAAGACACCCACCAUUUUAAGGACGAGCGCCAGGGUAUCAAGGAAAUGAGAAAUAGACACAGGCUGGAUCAUCGGAGAGAAGAGAAUGGCUUGUAUGAAAGUAAACCAGCCGCAAUUGUCGAGCCAAUGGAAGGGAAUGGACUAAUGAACCAACUGCAAAAGGUAAGUUAUUAAUAGUAUCUAGAACUGAGUACCAUGACAUGGUAUAGGAGGUCGAGGUUAUACCCCCUCCCAUCCCUCCUUCACCUCCCGCUCCUUGGGUUUUGCUGCGUUCAAGCAGCUUGUGAUGUUCUCCACAUAGGUACUAGCUUGUGCUUGUCUUAGAGGGCCAGACACACUUUAAUUACAAAUCCAUUAUUUAGGUACUACUUCAUCAUAGUAGUAACAGCUCCUUCCGGUGAUUUAACUGCAGCGUUGUACAAUAUAACACAAUAUACGUCCUCACAUUUUCAAGUCUGUAGAGAGUCAAAUAUUAAACACUUAAUGACUGGUCCCGAAGGAAACAAAGUUAACUUUUUCCGGAAGGACUAGUCCUUAAGUGAUUUGUUAUAGCUGGGAAUUUUGAAGCUGGAAAUUCAUUAAACCUCGCUGUAACGACGGUCGUAGGUCAACAUUCGCAGGUAUUGAAGAGUGCACUGUUACCGUCAUAGAUUUUGCAAAGUUGCCCGCUCAGAGAUUUUGGCAGGAAACACUUUUAUUGUUAGAUGUCAUGUGACCUCGAAGUAACCAAUAAGAGCGAACGCUGUCAAGAAAAAAUUUCGAGCUAUAUAGCAAUAUGGCUUAUGAUUAGAAAGACUCUCGAUUAGUGAACUACAUCAGGAGCACGCACCCAACGUCCGAAUGUUUCCAAAUGCGUCUUAAGUGCCCCAAAUCGUUUACAAUAUGCUCCAGAAACCUAUUUGGUUAAUUUGGGGGCUGCCCUAAAUAUUAUUUAUCUGUUCGGAUGUCUCAAGGGUACUAUGGACGUCUAUACAUUUUUAGUUGGUUUUCGACUCAUCCGAAACUUUUACCCUGACAUGAUGGGAUAUGAUAUGGGUCCCGGGUUCGAGAACAUGGAGUAGCCGUACUUUAGUUUCAUUAGAAGAUUCUAGGGGGCGUUUGUCUUAAUUUUUUAACUUUUCAGGAGACCCUUUUUUUACAAUAAUCGCAAUAUCUUGGUAACAAAAGGUAAAAAAAGGAUCUUCGAAAAUCUUACACUAGGUAAUUUAGUUGAAAAACUACGAAUAUCUUAGACAAAUGGAAGUGUUCUACAGACAUUUUUAGCUUUUCUCGAGCUAUCUUCCAGGCAAUAUAUAUUUGCUCGUUCGAACAAAGUCGUUUUGGUGCCCCUGAGUACAUAUUCAACUUUUUCUUUUUUUUUUUGUUAGAAUGGAUCAUCAACCUUUGAAGGAAAUAACCACACAGGGACGAAACACCGCCACUUGCCGCGCUGCAAGGAAGAAAGCCAGCCCUGGGGUAAAGGUUCUUACUCAGAUCUCAUUACAAUGGCCCUCUCGUCGGCCCCAGAAAGGAAAAUGACGCUGGAUGAGAUUUAUCGCUGGAUUACUCACAAUGUUCCAUAUUUCAGAGAAAAAGGAGGCGAGCUGACUUCAAGUGGAUGGAAGGUAUAUAACUGUUUCGAUUAUGCAAGACAGGCAUUUUUAAUGAUACUUCGAUAG